Molecule: messenger RNA, 1900 nt
Organism: Pocillopora verrucosa
Lineage: Eukaryota; Metazoa; Cnidaria; Anthozoa; Scleractinia; Pocilloporidae
Source: RefSeq, a predicted model, not a curated record
AUGCUACAAAACUAUGAUUGCUUGUCAGUGUUCUUCAUGUUUCAGAUUUGUUUCCACGUCGGUGGCAAUAAGAAUAAUCAAGGUCUCACAUUUCUUGCAAUCGGAGAUUUCGGCGGAAUUUCAAGGCCACCUUACACUACACAUAUGCAAAGGAAGGUAGCAGAAGUUAUGGGUCAGUAUGCCGAUUCAGGAAAGGCACAAUUUGUUAUUGGGUUAGGUGAUAACUUUUAUGGCAAUGGCGUCAAGACCGUGGACGAUCCAAGAUUUACUACCACCUUUGAGCACGUGUACACGAACCCCACCCUUGUUUCAGCAAAUAACAUAUAUAUACCCACGUGGUACAUGAUCGCUGGAAACCAUGACCACGACUCGAACGUGUCUGCACAGAUAGCUUACACCAAGGUUUCCCGUCGCUGGCAUUAUCCAGAUUUCUUUUACAGUCAAGUGUUACAGAUUCCUGACACACUUAAGACUGUUCAACUUGUUAUGAUAGAUACAACUCUACUCUGCUGCAGAAAUCGAUGGAUGGAUAAAAUGAAGUUACCGAGUCAGAAACAACAGCUGAAGUGGCUAAAUAACAUACUCAGAAGUUCAACAGCGGAUUAUCUCAUAGUAGCUGGUCACCAUCCAGUUUUAUCAGCUGGCAUCCAUGGCAACACUAGGUAUCUUGUAUCUAAGCUCAAACCAAUGCUGGAGGAGAAUGACGUCACGGUUUAUCUCAGCGGACACGAUCACAAUCUACAACACCUCAAAGAGCCAGACACGACGGUGCACUACUUCGUCUCAGGAAAUGGUAAUUUUUACAGUGGGAGGAAAGGAUACGACAAAGCCGUGCAGAAAUCACUCCUGUUUUUCAGUGGCGUUUCUGGAGGAUUUACGUUGCUCCACGCCACUCCUGAAUCACUUCAAAUCUCACAAAUUGACAGCAGUGGGAGGAAGCUGAACACCACGAAGUUAAAAUCAAGGACCAAAACCGUGAAAGGGGUUAAAAAUAUCGACUUCUAUCCCAAAUGUGCUCCGUAUUUAGCAAUUUUGAUGGUUAUUGUUGGUACUUUUGGUGCAAGAAGUCUUAUAAGUGCAAUUAUGCCGUUGAAAACUAGAAGCCGAAGGUGCUGGAACAGGACUGACAGCUUGAGAGGAAAAUGUUUAAGGCUCUGCGAUAAGAAGAGACCAUAUUUGAAGGAAAUAGUUAUUUAGUUCUUUUUAUAAGUAUGGAAAAAAUUAGAUAUGAGCGUCUAAUUUCUCCUUACAGUAUCGUUACUGAAUCGAAAAUUAAGGCCAUGAGAAUAAAAGAAGGUAUCGCUGCAUAAAGAAUCUCUUGGAAAAUACCAGCUUGAAAAAUUUAGGCUGAAAGUUUUUAAUCAUCCACCCAAAAUGACAGGACAUCACUUCGAAUUCACCAUUUCCCAUACUCUUCCCUUUUCAACUCCUUUGGUAUUAGUGACAAGGGGAACCCGUUUAGCAAUCAGAGCUUCUUAGGUUGAUGAUCAUUUCCUUUUAUUCUCAUGAUCUUAAUGAAUGAUUCAGCAGUAUUACUGUAAGGAGAAACUGGAAGUUAGUCACUUUUAACGUUUGAAGGGUUAAGAAAAUGAACUGGCUUGUUUUAAAGUGACCAUGCUUUGAGGAGCUGUGAAUUCGAGAAGAAUGGCGAGUUUCUUUAAGUUCCAGGAAAGCUAACUUUAACUUUCACGCUCAGCUAUGUGCAGAUAAGUGAUAUGUCUGCAUUUUGUGCUCAUAUUGCUGGUGAUUUAGCGCGCAUAAGGAAUGUUUUUACACACGAAAAUGCAGGGAAGCGAAAGACCCGCGGCUUAGGUCCUUCAGCUCAAGAAAGAAGAAUACAUUCGGUAUUGUUGUGAUCAUGUGAAAUUAUUUUUUACGCGGACUAUCUUUUAAUUUUCGA